Molecule: messenger RNA, 483 nt
Organism: Folsomia candida
Lineage: Eukaryota; Metazoa; Arthropoda; Collembola; Entomobryomorpha; Isotomidae
Product: geranylgeranyl pyrophosphate synthase-like
Exons: 2
Coding region: 1-483 (160 amino acids)
Biological process (GO): isoprenoid biosynthetic process
Molecular function (GO): prenyltransferase activity
Source: RefSeq, a predicted model, not a curated record
AUGGUGCGUGGCCUAUGCACAGAAACGACCAGUGUGGCGCUAAUGGGAAUAACCCUUUUGAAGUAUAAGGGAACAAAUAAGACCAUAGAUUUGACUCCUUUCGCUAAAUUGAUUGGAUUGAACGCACAAAUUUUGGAUGAUUUGAAGAACUUGACCUGUCCGGAGCUCCACAAAUCAAAAGGAUUCUGUGACGACAUUACUGAAGGAAAAUUAAGCUUCCCCGUCACGUAUUUCCUGAACAAUACAAAACUUCCCCAUCACAAAGAAAAGUCGGAAAGGCUACUGCAAAUUUUGAAGUUAAGAACAGAAGACAUUCUUCUUAAACAGGAAGCCGUGCAAAUUCUUGAGGAUUCCGGUGCUCUUGAUUAUACCAGAAAACGCGUCAAAAAGUUGCAAAUGGACCUAAUCCUGGAAGCCAGCAAGCUUGGGACUAACCCGGAAUUGGUCAAACUUAUCGAAGGAAUAAAGAACAAUGAGGGAUAG